AGUAUUCGGAGCAUGCGAACUGGUAGCGGACAAAUACGAUUGGUGCAGAUGGUGAUAGUAGUGAACGCGCGGCAGCACACAAGAAGGAACACACUGCGGACAUACACCAAAGCAGCACUUUCAGACCUACCGUCUUGCAUUAACUUACUACGCAUGUCUUAAGUUAUUGCUCCGUUAAGAAUGAAAUAGUUUUGAUGGUGGUAGCUAUGAAUUAUCCGUAUUUCAUUGUGGUGCCUGGAACGUUGUAACCGGCGAGUUUGAGGGGGUAAGGCAUUGCUCUAGUAACAAGUGGCGAGGAGGGCUAACGCAGUCAUUACACUAGCCAGUUUUUUUUUUUUUUUUUUUACUACAUGUGAGGUUAUUAAGUUAGAUACAGACGUUUUUGGGAUAACAUACAUUUCGAGAUUGUUCCGGAUUUUCGACAGCGUGAGUUGGGGGAAGACGUAAACGAAGUGAACAAUCAGUGGGGUUCUUGAGGUUUCUUCAAUUAACUAUCUAGAUAGCUGUCUAGCUAACGUAAGCAGCUAAGUUAGCUAGUGUUUAUUCGAGCGGCUACUCACCAUGGCGAACGCUCACACAAAGACGGUGGAGGAAGUUUACAGUCAUUUCAACGUGAACGAAAGCACAGGUCUAGGUGUAGACCAAGUGAAGAGGCAGCGGGAAAAAUGGGGACCUAAUGAAUUGCCUGCUGAGGAGGGAAAAUCUUUAUGGGAACUGGUGGUUGAACAGUUUGAAGAUCUGCUUGUGAGGAUUCUUCUUCUUGCGGCCUGCAUAUCCUUUGUGCUAGCCUGGUUCGAGGAGGGAGAGGAGACCAUCACUGCAUUCGUUGAGCCUUUUGUAAUUUUGCUGAUUCUUAUAGCCAAUGCCAUUGUGGGUGUCUGGCAGGAGCGAAAUGCAGAGAACGCCAUUGAAGCACUCAAAGAGUACGAGCCAGAGAUGGGCAAGGUGUACCGGCAGGACAGGAAGAGUGUGCAGAGGAUCAAGUCCAGGGACCUUGUACCAGGGGACAUCGUGGAGGUGGCUGUUGGCGACAAAGUUCCUGCAGAUAUUCGACUGACCUCUAUCAAAUCCACAACCCUGAGGGUGGACCAGUCCAUUCUGACAGGAGAGUCUGUCUCUGUGAUCAAGCACACUGACCCGGUGCCUGAUCCCCGGGCUGUCAACCAGGACAAGAAGAACAUGCUCUUCUGUGGCACCAACAUAGCAGCGGGUAAGGCGGUGGGAGUGGUGGUGGCCACGGGCGUCAACACGGAGAUCGGGAAGAUCCGGGACGAGAUGGCGGCCACAGAGCAGGAGCGCACGCCGCUGCAACAGAAGCUGGAUGAGUUCGGGGAGCAGCUGUCCAAGGUCAUCUCCCUGAUCUGCAUCGCCGUGUGGCUCAUCAACAUUGGCCACUUCAACGACCCCGUCCACGGAGGCUCCUGGAUCCGCGGCGCCGUCUACUACUUCAAGAUCGCUGUGGCCCUGGCCGUGGCCGCCAUCCCAGAGGGGCUGCCUGCUGUCAUCACCACUUGCCUGGCUCUGGGAACCCGCCGCAUGGCCAAGAAGAACGCCAUCGUCCGCAGCCUGCCCUCUGUGGAGACCCUGGGCUGCACCUCGGUCAUCUGCUCGGACAAGACCGGUACCCUCACCACCAACCAGAUGUCUGUCUGCAGGAUGUUCAUUAUUGACCAGGCAGAGGGCAAUAGCUGCUCCCUGAAGGAGUUCACCAUUACUGGCUCCACAUACGCCCCUGAGGGACAAGUGUACCAUGAUGGUAAACCAGUCAAGUCCUCCCAGUAUGAUGGAUUAGUGGAGAUGGCCUCUAUCUGUGCCCUGUGUAACGACUCCUCCCUGGAUUACAAUGAGACCAAAGGUGUGUAUGAGAAGGUGGGCGAGGCCACAGAGACUGCCCUCACCUGUCUGGUGGAGAAGAUGAACGUGUUCGACACCAACCUCAAGGGCAUGUCCAAGAUCGAGAGAGCCAACGCCUGCAACUCUGUGAUCAAGCAGCUGAUGAAUAAGGAGUUCACCCUGGAGUUCUCCAGAGACAGGAAGUCCAUGUCUGUGUACUGCACCCCCAACAAGGCCCGCUCCUCCAUCGGCAAGAUGUUCGUCAAGGGAGCCCCAGAGGGAGUGAUUGACAGGUGCACUCACAUCCGUGUAGGAGGGAAAAAGGUGCCAUUGACCCUGGGCAUCAAGGACAAGGUGUUGUCAGUGAUCAGGGAGUACGGGACGGGGCGUGACACCCUGCGCUGCCUGGCUUUGGCCACAAAGGACAACCCCGUCGCCAAAGAGGACAUGGUGCUGGAAGACUCAAACCGCUUCAUUGAAUAUGAGACGGACCUGACGUUCGUGGGCUGCGUGGGCAUGCUGGACCCCCCCAGGGCUGAGGUGGCUGCCUCCAUCAAGCUGUGCCGCCUGGCUGGCAUCCGCGUCAUCAUGAUCACCGGCGACAACAAAGGCACGGCCGUGGCCAUCUGCCGCCGCAUCGGCAUCUUCAGCGACCACGACGAUGUCUCAUCCAUGGCCUUCACCGGCCGUGAGUUUGACGACCUAUCGCUGGCGGCCCAGCGAGACGCCGUGGUGAAUGCCCGCUGCUUCGCCCGCGUGGAGCCAUCUCACAAGUCCAAGAUUGUGGAGUUCCUGCAGUCCAUGGAUGAGAUCACAGCCAUGACUGGUGAUGGAGUGAAUGACGCCCCUGCUCUGAAGAAGGCAGAGAUCGGCAUCGCCAUGGGUUCAGGCACGGCUGUAGCUAAGUCGGCCUCUGAGAUGGUCCUGGCCGAUGACAACUUCUCUACCAUCGUGGCGGCUGUGGAGGAGGGCAGGGCCAUCUACAACAACAUGAAGCAGUUCAUCCGCUACCUCAUCUCCUCCAACGUGGGAGAGGUCGUCUGCAUCUUCCUGACUGCUGCUCUAGGCUUCCCUGAGGCUCUGAUCCCUGUCCAGUUGCUGUGGGUCAACCUGGUGACGGACGGCCUCCCUGCCACAGCCCUGGGCUUCAACCCCCCCGACCUGGACAUCAUGAACAAGGUCCCCCGCAAUGCCCGAGAGCCCCUCAUCUCUGGAUGGCUCUUUUUCAGAUACCUCGCCAUCGGAUGCUAUGUGGGUGUGGCAACAGUUGGGGCUGCUGCCUGGUGGUUCGUUGCUGCUGCGGACGGACCCAGGAUCACCUUUUACCAACUGAGCCACUUCCUGCAGUGUGGUCCUGAGAACCCUGAGUUUGAGGGUUUGGAGUGUGAGCUGUUUGAGUCCCCCUACCCUAUGACCAUGGCCCUGUCUGUGCUCGUCACCAUUGAGAUGUGCAACGCCCUCAACAGUGUGUCAGAGAACCAGUCCCUGCUGCGUAUGCCCCCCUGGGAGAACAUGUGGCUGCUGGGAGCCAUCUGCCUCUCCAUGUCCCUGCAUUUUCUCAUCCUCUAUGUGGAGCCCCUGCCGAUCAUCUUCCAGAUCACCCCUCUGAACCUGACCCAGUGGCUGAUGGUGCUGAAGCUCUCCCUGCCCGUCCUCCUGCUGGACGAGGUCCUAAAGUUAGCAGCCAGGAACUACAUGGAGAACUACCCUGGUAAAGAGCUGGAGAAGCCCAGCAGCAAAUGCUGCUCCCUGUUUGCUUGCAUGGAGGGCAUCUCCUGGCCCUUUGUGGCCCUCACUCUCCCGCUGGUGCUGUGGAUUUACAGCACCGACACUAACAUGGCAGACAUGUUCUGGUCCUGACUGACUUGAGCACAACCCUCUUCCUCCUGUGUGUGCGUAGCUAGAGUGAGUGUGUUUGUGUAGACUUAGUGUGUGCCUGUGUGCCUGCCGAGCAUGCACGAGGACACAAACUAAACAAAUAAUAUAAAAAUGUAACAAUUAAAGUCCUGUUGAGUGUCAGUUGACCAUCAUGCCCAUAGCUGUGGACUUUUUGCUGGUUCGAACGGGAAAAAAACUUGUCUGUUUUUAUUGUUCAUAUUGCCUUUUUAAAUGUGUAUUUUUUUAAUGAUUUGGGAUUGUAAUUUUGUCUCAUUUCACUACAGUAGAAAUAAUACAUUCCUGUUUUCCGCUUCCCUUUUCACGAGUAUACAAAUUAGGUAUUUAAAAGCAGUCCAUUGACCUGUACAGAGAUUUAACACUAUUGUAUGCAACUGUUUUUGUUCAUCACUUUGUGUAAACGAUGGACAAGUCCCGGUUGGCAGGAGAUGGGUGUGACGAGUUUGUGGAGUGAUUGUAUGCAUUUCUGAAAACAAAAGUAUCCUGAAAAAUGAAAGCUGCAUGUUCUUUGACCUAGCAUGAACUGUAUGUUUUUUCACUUACGAGUUAGUCACGUCUCCCCACAUCAAUGUAAAAAUGACCAUGGAUUUGUUUAUUUUUAAACUGAACUCUUUGAUUUUGAAAAGCCAGUAUUUCUGCACUAGGCAGAGCACAGCUACCUCAAUAUGAUCAAUUUAGCUCAUUUCUAGAUGUUUUUACAUACUUGGCUUUAGUCUCUAUUCAACAUUUAGUCAAUAUAGUUAUGACGCCUGAGGUGCGCCCCUAGUUCCUUGUGUAGAAAACCAACUUGACAAAAAGCCAUUGACCUUCCCUCUAACUUGUUUUAAAGGAUGUAAAUGUUGCCGUGUCUGUGGGACAUGGGUUGAUUCAAAGGAGAGCAGAGGCUACGAAACAUUGAUUUAAAUGCAGUUUUUCCAAUUGACUACUCAAACCAUGAACUUCCAACAAUUAUAUUUUUUUUCUACUUAAAACAAAUACAUUCAUGAACCCUUUGAA
Messenger RNA from Salvelinus fontinalis (brook trout), 4725 nucleotides. RefSeq names its product sarcoplasmic/endoplasmic reticulum calcium ATPase 2. Gene Ontology annotation, biological process: intracellular calcium ion homeostasis; calcium ion transmembrane transport. Bases 562 to 3693 code for a protein of 1043 amino acids. Gene Ontology annotation, cellular component: membrane. The transcript has 21 exons. The record is from RefSeq and is a predicted model, not a curated record. NCBI's taxonomy places the organism in Eukaryota, Metazoa, Chordata, Actinopteri, Salmoniformes, Salmonidae. Gene Ontology annotation, molecular function: ATP binding; P-type calcium transporter activity; ATP hydrolysis activity.